Messenger RNA from Rhea pennata, 1169 nucleotides. RefSeq names its product Cbp/p300 interacting transactivator with Glu/Asp rich carboxy-terminal domain 1 (gene CITED1). Gene Ontology annotation, cellular component: nucleus. NCBI's taxonomy places the organism in Eukaryota, Metazoa, Chordata, Aves, Rheiformes, Rheidae. Bases 1 to 807 code for a protein of 268 amino acids. Gene Ontology annotation, biological process: melanocyte differentiation; regulation of DNA-templated transcription. The transcript is spliced from 2 exons. Gene Ontology annotation, molecular function: transcription coactivator activity. The record is from RefSeq and is a predicted model, not a curated record.
AUGGCGGGGACAUGUGGGGAUGCUAAGGCAGGGCAAGGAGGACAAGGAGGGCCUCAGCCCGGCCGGGGGCCGCUCGGGGGCCGGAGGAGACAGGCGCUGCCGGCGCCGCCCCAGGGGCCGUCCUGUCCCGUCCCGUCCGUGGCAGCCCUCCCCGCGCCGUCCCGUGCCGUCCCGUCCGUCGGCCCCGCUCCGCUUCGCGUUUCCCCGCGGCCCCGCCGCGCCGCGGCCGCUAUAAAGCCGGGCGGCAGCGGCGGCGGCGGCAGCGGCGGCGGCAGAGGAGCAGAGCGGAGCGGCCCCGCCGCUGCCCAGGCCCCGGAGAUGAGCUCCCUGCUGGCUAUGAAGGACCACAAGGUUGUGACCAUCCUGCAUUACCCCGGCGUGGGCAUGAACGGCAGCAAGGCCAGCGGCGGGCCGCGCUUGGCUGGCGUGGCGGCGGUGCCAGCCUCGGCCGCCCCGGCACCUGUGAAGGCGUCCUCCUUCACCCUGCAGACGGGCCCCCAUCUCCUGGCCAGCAUGCACCUCCAGAAACUCAACAGCCAGUACCACACCAUGGCGGGGCCAGGGCCCCCAGCUGAGCCCAGCUCGCGGCCCGCCUGGGGCUUCGGGGCUCAGCCCCUGGGUCCGGGGGCUCUGGCACCCUCAGCUGGCACCCACGGCCCUGGCAUCAUUGACUCAGACCCUGUGGACGAGGAAGUUCUUAUGUCUUUGGUGGUGGAGCUGGGCCUCGACAGGGCCAACGAGCUGCCAGAGCUGUGGCUCGGGCAGAAUGAGUUUGACUUCACUGCGGACUUCCCAGCUGGCUACUGAGGUCGGGAGGCGCCUGGACUGGGAACGCCAGGGCUGGUUGCCAUGGGAGUGCUCAGCUUGCUGGCCGCCCAACCCCUGCAGUGGCCGGGUCCCUGCAGGCAGCUUUGUGCUGCUGAGAUGUACUGGGUGUGCUAAUGUGCCCAGCUGCUGGGGCUGCCCUGCCUGCGGGCAGGGACAAGGGAUGGGGCCAGAGGCAGGAAGGGAGCCCUGUGCAUGCACAGAGUCAGACUGGUGCAAGAGGAGCUUGGGAAGGGGCUGCCCUCAGGGCUGGAUGAUGGUUUGAGCAGUGGAGGGGCUGGUUUGCUGUGGCCAGACUGGUGGAGGUCUCAAGCAGCUGUUUAAUAAAAUCCUAAAGGACUUGU